Messenger RNA from Tuber aestivum (summer truffle), 4676 nucleotides. NCBI's taxonomy places the organism in Eukaryota, Fungi, Ascomycota, Pezizomycetes, Pezizales, Tuberaceae. The record is from the annotation of a GenBank genome assembly.
AUGGCACCUGGAAUACUCACGACGCCGGGGCCAGUCGUGCCCGGUAGCGACUUUCAUAGACUUGCCGGUGUAGUCUCCGAGUGGGACGAUACGCUGAGGUUCUACCUGAACGGGGCAAAAGUGACCAUCGAUAACAUUGAUCCCGAGAUUACUCUCCUGGAGUACUUGCGCGGGAUUGGACUCACCGGGACGAAGCUUGGCUGUGCCGAGGGGGGCUGCGGUGCUUGUACUGUCGUAAGUUCUCCUUCACCCCUUGUCCACUUCUAAGAAGCUACUGGCUAAGCCCUAGUGAUAGGUCGUCUCGCAGUACAACCCUACUACGAAAAAGAUCUACCAUGCUUCGGUAAAUGCUUGUUUGGCACCGUUAGUGAGCGUUGAUGGAAAGCAUGUUAUAACGGUAGAGGGCAUCGGGGACGUGAGCAAACCGCAUCCGGCUCAGGAGAGGAUUGCAAAAUGGCAUGGGUCACAGUGCGGAUUUUGUACGCCUGGAAUUGUCAUGGUCUGUUCCUUCUUCUACCUCGCUCGGCUUGAGCAGCGCUGAUUCUGAUGGUGGGCAGAGCUUGUAUGCUCUAUUAAGGAACAACCCUGACCCAACGAAACACGACAUAGAGGAGGCAUUCGACGGAAAUCUUUGCCGGUGUACGGGUUACAGGCCGAUACUAGACGCUGCUCAGACGUUUAGUUCUACGGCGGGCUGUGGGGGAGCGGUCGGCAGUGGCGGUUGCUGCAUGCAGGGCGGCGAUGGGGAGACCCCCAUGGGCUGUUGCAGGAAUAGGUCUACUGUGGAUGGGGACGCUGACCCUGUGAAGAGGUUCACGCCACCUGGGUUUAUUGAAUAUAAACCGGACACGGAGCUUAUAUUCCCGCCGGCACUUCGGAGGCAUAAAUUCAAGGGGCUAGCCCUCGGUAAUGAACGGAAGAGAUGGCUCAGGCCAUCGACGUUGAAAGAGCUGUUGGAAAUCAAGAAUGCCCUGCCUUCUGCCAAGGUGAUUGGUGGCUCGACGGAGACACAGAUUGAGAUUAAGUUCAAGGCAAUGCAAUAUAAUGUUUCGGUAUACGUAGGAGACAUUCCCGAGCUGCGGAACUACUCGUUCGAGGACGGCCACCUAGUUAUAGGGGCGAACAUCACCCUAACAGAUCUCGAAGGGGUACUUCAAGAAGGGAUUGGGAAAUACGGGCCCGUGAAAUCACAACCCCUAGUCGCAUUGCUUAAGCAAUUGGAGUACUUUGCCGGCCGCCAAAUCAGAAAUGUCGGGACGCCAGCCGGGAAUCUCGCUACGGCAUCGCCCAUAUCCGACCUAAAUCCCGUGUUCGUGGCUACUCGGAGUGUGCUCACUGCGCACUCUCUCGAAGACGGCGGGAUCGAGAUCCCAAUGACUAACUUCUUCAAGGGCUACCGGACAACUGCACUCCCACCGAACGCAAUAAUCUCGAGUAUUCGGGUGCCGAUUUCCGGAGAAAAGGGCGAGUUUAUCAGGACGUACAAGCAAGCAAAGAGGAAAGAGGACGAUAUCGCUAUCGUCAAUGCCGCCCUCAGAGUUUCGCUCAACGGCGAAAAUGUGGUUGAAUCGACAAAUCUGGUAUAUGGUGGAAUGGCGCCGACUACGGUACAGGCUCAGAAUACAAUGGAAUAUCUGGUGGGGAAGAAGUGGGACGCCAAAGAGACGUUGGAAGGGGCUGUGAAUGCCCUGGAGCGGGACUUCGAUUUAAGAUUUGGGGUGCCCGGUGGUAUGGCCACUUACCGUAGGUCACUAGCAUUCGGAUUCUUCUAUAGAUUCUGGCACGAGGUCAUGGGAGCCCUUGAAGGAGAGGUUUCGGCAGAGCUAGUGGAUGAGAUUAAAAGAGAAGUCUCGACUGGAAAUAGAGAUCAAGAUAGUGCAAUUGCAUAUGAGCAACCGGUGCUAGGGAAGGGAGUACCGCACGUUGCUGCAAUGAAGCAGGUUACCGGCGAAGCUCAGUACACAGACGACAUUCCUAGACACCACAACGAGCUUUAUGGAUGUUUGGUGUUAAGCACAAAAGCCCAUGCCAAGAUUCUUAACGUGAACAGCGAGCCUGCAUUGAAGAUCCCUGGGGUGCAGUCCUAUGUCGACCACCGAGACAUGCACUCUCCAGAGGCAAACAGAUGGGGGGCACCUGCCCACGACGAGGUCUUUUUUGCUGUUGACGAGGUGUUUACCGCUGGACAGCCGAUCGGUAUCAUCUUGGCUGCUACACAAUUGGCUGCUACACUUGGUGCUAGGGCUGUUUCUAUAGAAUAUGAGGAGCUGCCAGCUAUCUUGACCACGGAGGAAGCGAUUGAGAAGGAAAGCUUCUUUCAACAUUUUCAUUACAUCCGCAAUGGAGAGCCUGUUGAAGAGGCCAUGAAAGAGGCGGACCACGUCAUUGAAGGUGUGGCUAGAAUGGGCGGUCAGGAGCACUUUUACCUCGAAACGAACGCUGUCCUCGUGGUCCCCAAGCCGGAAGACGGCGAAAUUGAGGUCUUCAGCAGCACGCAGAAUCCUUCGGAAACCCAAGCAUACGUUGCUCAAGUUUGCAAUGUGCCUGCGAACAGAGUUGUUACAAGGGUGAAGCGUCUCGGGGGUGGUUUUGGUGGUAAGGAGACAAGAUCAAUUCAAUUGGCCUGUAUCUGCGCCAUCGCCGCAAAGAAGCUCAAGAGGCCGGUGCGAUAUAUGUUGAACAGAGAUGAGGAUAUGAUAAUCUCCGGGCAACGGCACCCUUUCCUCGGUCGAUGGAAGGUGGGUGUGAACAACGAUGGAAAGAUCGUGGCCCUCGAUGCAGACGUUUUCUGUAAUGGUGGUUGGACCCAGGACCUCUCCGCUGCCGUUUGCGAUAGAUCCCUUUCUCACAUCGAUAACUGCUAUAUGAUUCCGAAUAUUGAUGUUCGAGGGAGAGUUUGCAAGACGAAUACUAUGUCUAAUACGGCUUUCAGAGGUUUCGGAGGACCACAAGGAAUGUUCAUUUGUGAAAGUUAUAUGGAAGAGAUUGCGGAUACUAUCGGUAUGCCAGUGGACAAACUCCGGGAGGUCAAUAUGUACAAAGAAGGCGAGAAAACGCAUUUCAAUCAAGAGUUGAAAGAUUGGCAUGUCCCAUUGCUCGUCAGGGCAGCCAAAAAGGAGGCCGAAUAUGAAAAGCGCCGAGAAGCGGGUGAGUCCCCAUGACCAUCGGCCCUGGUACUGAGUUAACACGAUUAUAGUCGAUGAGUUCAAUAAGACCCACAAAUGGAAGAAACGAGGGCUUUCAUUAAUCCCGACUAAGUUUGGUAUCUCUUUUACCGCAUUAUUCCUCAACCAGGCUGGCGCCCUUGUGCACAUCUACCAGGACGGCUCUGUCCUUGUAGCCCACGGCGGAACCGAGAUGGGUCAGGGCUUGCACACAAAGAUGACCAUGGUAGCGGCGGAAGCUCUCGGUGUCCCGCUAGAAGACAUCCUGGUAUCGGAAACCGCUACAAAUACCGUAGCAAAUACAGCACCCACAGCAGCAUCAGCAUCCAGCGAUCUGAACGGAUACGCGAUCUGGAAUGCCUGCCAACAGCUCAACGAAAGGCUCGGGCCCUACCGGGAAAAGCUUGGCCCAGACGCUACUAUGAAGCAGCUCGCGCAUGCGGCAUAUUUCGAUCGCGUGAACCUGAGCGCAAACGGGUAUUACAAGACUCCUGAUAUUGGAUAUACCUGGGGACCGAAUACUGGUUCAAUGUUCUUCUACUUUACGCAAGGUGCUGCCAUUGCAGAGGUUGAGGUUGACACGCUUACUGGAGACUGGACCUGUCUGAGGGCAGACGUCAAAAUGGACAUUGGCCGGAGCAUCAACCCAGCCAUCGAUUACGGCCAGAUCGAGGGCGGAUUCGUGCAGGGGAUGGGCCUCUUUACUACGGAAGAGCCGUUAUGGUUCAACAAUGGCCAACUGGCGACGAGGGGCCCAGGUGCAUACAAGAUCCCCGGCUUCAGAGACAUCCCGCAGGUCUUCAACGUCAGCAUGUUGAAGGAUGUCCAGUGGAAGAACCUGAACACUAUUCAGCGAAGCAAGGUAACUCAGCCGAAAAACUAGCCAAUCCAUCGCCACCGCCGUUAUCGUUAUGAGGCUAAUGCAAUAGCGUAGGGAGUUGGUGAGCCCCCGCUCUUUAUGGGAAGCUCCGUAUUCUUUGCUAUCAGAGACGCCUUAAAGUCUGCGCGCGCGGACCACGGAGUCACGGAAUGUCUGAGACUACGUUCUCCUGCAACACCCGAGAGGAUUAGGCUCUCCUGCGCGGAUGAUAUUAUUAGGAGGAGUCGUGUGCAGCCACGUGACGGGGAGAAGGAAUUUUUUGUUUCCACUUAGGUUAAGGCCUGCCGGCCUGUUUAGGGCUUUCGUUAUGGGUUUCCGGGUUCGGCAGCGGGUUAGCAUCUCUUCAUGAGCACGGUCUGUUUCUUUCCCCCAUUUUCUUCUUUUCUUUACAGUUAGGCAAUAGUAGUAUUUGGGAGUGUCGCGAAUCGAACAAUAGCCCGUUAUCGGAACAAUGAGAUUGAGAUUCACACCCGCUCACUCGACGAGUGAGCGCGUGUAUAGUUUUCUCGAGAGAAGGAAUAUAUAUGGUCAGAAGAGAAUCGGGGAAUGAUACCACGCUUUAGCUACAUGUAUAUAGCAUGGAUCAAGCAGAAACCCACAAUCCAAGCCCACCGAAGCGUGGCUUCUCCAUC